CCCAAGGGCGGAGCUUCGGCGUAUCAUGGCGGUUAGCAGGGCUGAGGCUCCAACCUCCGAACAAGCCUGGCUUCAGCUUGCCCAGACCUUCAUCCAAGAGACCCUGUGUCCAACUGACAAGGAGCCUAAUGUCCAACUGACUCAGUUGGUAAUUGAUUGUGUGAAGGCUACCUGGUUAUCCCAGGGAAGGAACCAGGGUUUUACACUGCCCCUCAGCUACAGCUUUGUCUCAGUACAGGACCUCAGAACCCACCAGCAUCUCCCUUGCUGUAGCCAUCUGUCCUGGAGCAGCAGUGCAUACCGUGCUUGGGCCCAAGAGGUUGGACCAAAUGGGACCCCCUUGCCUCGGGAGCGGCUGUUACUCUUAGGGACACUAACAGACCUGUCAGAAGACUCAGAAAAAGAGUGCAGGAAUGGAAGCCUCUAUGUGAGAGAUAACACAGGAAUCCUGGGCUGUGAGCUCAUAGAUCUGGACCUUUCUUGGUUGGGCCAUCUCUUUCUGUUUCCCAGUUGGAGUUACCUCCCUCCUGCCAGAUGGAAUUCUUCAGGGUUAGGGCACGUGGAGCUCUGGGGUGCCCCUGUGCCAGUGUUUCCUUUGACCAUCAGUCCUGGUCCCCUCAUACCUAUUCCUGUCCUCUAUCCAGAGAGUGCUUCCCGCCUGCUCACACUCAGGAAGCUGAGAGGUAUGCAGCGAAAUCUGGCUGGAAAGUUGGUUCGAUUGAGUGCUCUGGUAAAAAGCAAGAAGAAAGCUUACUUCAUUCUGUGUCUUGGUGAAUUAUCCCCAGUUGCCAGCCAGGCUGCCAACCAUGUGUCCAUCAUUGUGCAGGUCCCCGCCCAGCUGGUGUGGCACCGAGCCCUUUGGCCCGGUAGGGCCUAUGUGCUGACAGAACUGCGAAUAUCCAAGACCCGUGAUCACUGUUCCUGUGUUUGGAUGACCAGUCCCGCCUCUCGUCUGUUGCUACUGAAACCAGAAUGUGUGCAGGAGUUGGAACUGAAGCUGGAAGGACCCCUCUUGGAGGCUGAUCGCCAGCCACUCCCCAUGCCCAGCAACUCCCAGGACAGGAAGGGGCAAACAGGUCUUGUCCGGAACUCCAGACUCUUAUCAUAUUCGGGAAUGGUUACUGGCUUGCUGAAUGAGUCCGCGGGCCUCUACGAGCUGGAUGGGCAGCUUGGGCUCUGCCUUGCCUACCAGCAGUUCCAUGAUCUCAGGCGGGUGAUGCGACCAGGGGUCAUUCUGGAGCUCCAGGAUGUUCACCUCCUCCAGUCAGUGGGUGGAGGGACAAGAAGGCCGGUGCUAGCCCCCUGCUUGCGUGGUGCUGUGCUACUUCAGGGCUACUCUCGUCAGAAACCUGAGACUCAAUCAUCCCACCAAGCCCAUGGGGCCUCCCUAUAUGAGCAGCUGGUGUGGGAACGUCAGUUAGGACUUCCCCUUUACCUGUGGGCUGCCAAGGCCCUGGAGGAGCUGGCCUGCAAGCUGUGUCCCCAUGUGCUAAGACACCGCCAGUUUCUGCAGCAUUCCUCUCCUGGGAAUCCCAGCCUGGGACUGCAACUCCUAGCUCCUACUCUGGAUCUUCUAGCUCCGCCAGGCAGCUCCAUGCGGGAUGUGUACCAUGAGAUCCUUGGAGAGCCACAUCACUGUCCCCUCCGGAAAUAUGCUCGGCUGCAGACCCCCUACUCCUUCCCCACUCUGGCCACCUUGAAAGAGGAAGGGCAGUGCAGGGCCUGGGCCUCCUUUGACCCUAAGGCCCUUCUGCCCCUCCCAGAGGCCUUUUACCUGCUCAGCUGCCAACUUAAUCACCGCCUGGCCUGGUCCUGGCUCUCUCUGCUGCCCUCUGCCUUCCACCCAGCUCAGGUUUUAAUUGGGGUUCUAGUGGCUUCAUCUCGUAAAGGUUGUCUGCAACUUCGAGACAAAAGUGGUUCCUUGCCCUGCCUGCUCCUGGCCAAGCACUCACAACCUGUCACUGACCCACGGCUCAUAGGUUGCCUAGUACGGACAGAGAGGUUUCAAUUGAUUAUAGAGAGGGACGUCAGAAGCAACUUUCCUUCCUGGAAGGAGCUGAGUAUGCCAGGCUUCCUCCAGAAGCAGCAGGCCAGAGUCUACGUCCAGUUCUUUCUGACUGAUGCUCUGAUCCUGUCUGUGCCCAGAUCCUUUCUCCAUUCAGCCACCCUCUCAACACCUCCUCAGACAGAUCCUACCUGCUCAGAGGGACCCUGCAUAGUACAGAGCCGGCUUUUCUUGCUGUCCCACAAAGAGGCCCUCAUGAAGCGGAAUUUCUGUGUCCCCCCAGAAGUCAGUUCAGAGGUGCCCAAGCCCACUCUCAGUUUCCAAGUUUCGGGGAUCUGGCUUAGAGGCACCCAGAGGAAGGAGGGGACUGGAUGGGGGCCACCUGAACCCCAGGGAGAUGAGGACAAGGAUCAGAAGGUUCUCCUCAUCUUCCUUGGCUCUUCAGUCCGCUGGUUUGAGUUCUUACAUCCAGGGCAGAUAUACCGGCUCAUAGCUCCUGGCCCCACUACACCAGUGCUGUUUGAGAAGGAUGGUUCAUCCUGCAUAUCUCAGCGUCCCCUGGAAUUGGCUGGCUGUGUGUCCUGCCUCACUGUCCAAGAUGAGUGGACUCUGGAGCUUGAGUGCUCUCAGGACAUCCCAGACGGGCUGGGUACAAGCAAAGCACUGCCUGAAUCCUCGCUGACUGAACUGCUCAGUGGCAACUUCACCGAUUCCUUGGUGUCUUUCUCAGCUGAGAUUUUGUCACGGACACUGUGUGAACCUCUUCUGGCCCCUCUCUGGAUGAAGUCUGGGAACACUGGAGCCAUGAGAGGGUGUGUGAAGCUAACUGUAGCUCUAGAGCCUGCUGACUGUGAGUUCCCACCUUACCUGGAUGUAUAUAUUGAAGACCCACACUUGCCUGUCUCACUAGGACUCCUUCCAGGAGCCCGGGUCUACUUCGGCCAGCUGGAGAAAAGGGUUUCCAGAUCCCACAAUGUUUACUGUUGUUUCCGGUCAUCCACUUAUGUGCAGGUCCUGAGUUUUCCUCCGGAGACCACAGUUAGUGUUCCCCUGCCCCACAUAUACCUGGCUGAACUUCUGCAGGAUAGCCGUGCCCCAUUUCGGGCAACUGCCUCUUGCCAUAUUGUUUCUGUCUUCAGCCUUCAGCUCUCCUGGGUGUGUGCACAUUGUACCAGCAUCUGCUCCCAGGGACGCUGCACUCGUCAGGGCCCCUCUUGCCCUACACAGACAGCUGUUAGCCAGGCCAGUAUCAGGGUCCUGGUAGAGGAUGGGACUGCUGAAGCUGUGGUGACCUGUAGGAAUCAUCAUGUUGCAGCAGCACUAGGGCUGUGUCCUAAUGAGUGGACCUCCCUCCUAGAGUUUGUCCACGUACCAGGGAGAGUGGCUUUGCAAUUUACAGGGCCUGGAGCCCAGCCUGAGUGCUCAGCCAAGAUUGAUGAGCUGUUGACCCUCUUCCUCCAGACGCUUUGUACCAGCCCCUCUGUCCUCCGCCCUAUUGUGCUUUCUUUUGAGCUUGAGAGGAAACCUUCCAGGAUCGUCCCAUUAGAACCUCCUCGGCUACAGCGAUUCCAGUGUGGAGAGCUCCCUCUCCUGACUCGUGUGAAUCCUAGGCUCCGACUAUCCUGCCUUUCUAUCCAGGAAGUAGAGCACUUCAGCUCUCUGGGGGUCAUUGCUUCCUCCUGCUAACCUGAACUUCAAGGAUGUCCUGAGAGUUCUUCCUGCCUUGCAAGAAACCUUGAGGCCUGAGUCCCAGCUCUUCCUCCUUGUCAUG
Carlito syrichta (Philippine tarsier) is the source of this 3776-nucleotide messenger RNA. It is a transcript of the gene CTC1, whose product is annotated as CST telomere replication complex component 1. The transcript is spliced from 23 exons. Gene Ontology annotation, biological process: telomere maintenance via telomere lengthening; positive regulation of DNA replication. Gene Ontology annotation, molecular function: telomeric repeat DNA binding; single-stranded DNA binding. Gene Ontology annotation, cellular component: CST complex. The record is from RefSeq and is a predicted model, not a curated record. NCBI's taxonomy places the organism in Eukaryota, Metazoa, Chordata, Mammalia, Primates, Tarsiidae. The coding region runs from base 26 to 3691 and encodes 1221 amino acids.